Ascoidea rubescens DSM 1968 is the source of this 948-nucleotide messenger RNA. RefSeq lists its product as uncharacterized. The coding region runs from base 1 to 948 and encodes 315 amino acids. The transcript is spliced from 4 exons. The record is from RefSeq and is a predicted model, not a curated record. NCBI's taxonomy places the organism in Eukaryota, Fungi, Ascomycota, Saccharomycetes, Ascoideales, Ascoideaceae.
AUGAAAAACAAAUCUUCAUUUAACUAUGCAGCACUUGCUUCCCUAAAAUCAUCAAUUCCAACUACCGUAGAAGUGACAGCUGCUCCUGCAGCAGUUAAGGUGGGAAGUCAGUUCACUGCUAUCAAUGCAAAAGAUGACAACAGUGCAAAUAUUUCAGACGACAGAUCAAUCGAUAGCUCUAAUGAGGAUGAUGAAUCUAUUGUCAUCUGCUCCAAUGAAGAAGAGAAAGAAGGUGUCAAUGAAAAUGGAUCGUCUUUAAAGGAAUGUCUAGCAUCCACUGAUGAUAAACUGAAAGAUGCGGAUUCUGUCACUGGUGGAGAAUUCAAUUGGGGCAAACUUGCUGGAGGCUCUACUACUGCUCAACCAAAUGCUGCAAAUGCAAUGUGCACAGUUCCUUUAAAUCAUAGCAUCAGGCAAUGCUUAAAAAAAAUGUCCACCUCAUGGUUGAACAUUCAAUGGGACAUGGAUCUGUUGGCUCCCUUGCAUUCCAUCAACGUCUGCCAUAAAUCCCACAAUUUAUUUUUCGUUGCAGUUGCAAAUAGCGCUAAAAAUGUUAUGGGGGCAAAUCAGUCGACCGCUCUCAAUCACAAUGAUGACACAACCGCAAUUGUUUCACACUAUAAAUCAAAUAAAAUCCCCAAUGAAGAUGAUAUAUUUUCAUCAGCUCAGACGAUAAAGACAAAGAUGGUCAUAUGGCGAAAAUCUGUCCACAGAGACAAUGACAAAGACAACACAUCUGCAAUUAAUUCAGACGACGGAUCGAAUAAUAACUGCAACGACGAUGAUGAAUCAAUUAAAGUCAGCUCAAAUAGUAGAGUGAAGCAAGCUGUCAAUGACUUUGAAUUGGAUCCAAAGAAAUGUGUUGCGUCCAUUGUUGAUACUGAUCAGGUUGCUGAAACUAACGACGAUGAUGAUUCUGCUAUGGACAUCCUUGAUGAAACCAAAUGA